This is a messenger RNA of Galeopterus variegatus (Sunda flying lemur), 453 nucleotides long. It is a transcript of the gene SMCP, whose product is annotated as sperm mitochondria-associated cysteine-rich protein. The transcript has 2 exons. The record is from RefSeq and is a predicted model, not a curated record. The coding region runs from base 1 to 453 and encodes 150 amino acids. Lineage: Eukaryota; Metazoa; Chordata; Mammalia; Dermoptera; Cynocephalidae.
AUGGAUCCAAACAAGCUGGAUUUCCAAGGGGACUCUGAACUGUCAACCAUAGACACGGAGGAAGAGGGAAUGACAGAGACAGAGGAGAGACCAGAGAGUGAUAGAGAGGCAGAGAGAAGAACUCCGAAUCUCUGGAAGAUGUGUGACCAACCAAAAUGCAACCCAUGCGGCCCACCAAAAUGUGAUCCAUGCAACCCACCAAAAUGCAAUCCACACAACCCACCAAAAUGCAACCCAUGCUGCACAACAAAAGCCCCAUGUUGCAUUCAGGAACGGUGCUGCUGUUUGGUAGCCAAGCCUGAGUACACUUGCCUUAAUAAGGAGCCUGAGCCUGAGCCUAAGCCAAAGCCACUCCAAACUCAAGACAAGGGCUCUCAAACCCAGCAGCAGCCCCAAAGUCCACAAAAUAAGUCCUGGCUUGGCAUAUGGGGGCAGAAGAAGCCAAACAACUAG